AUGUCGACGUAUGAAACCACAACUGAUAACUACAAUGAGCAAUAUAGUUCAGGCAAUAUAAUUCAAGGCGAUAUCGACUUCAACCUUUACUCUGAUUCCGAACCUCACUUCCGCGGGGAUUCCAUCUCUAAUGUGAUGAAUGAUGUAAAAAAUGAUAGCGGGGAAAAAGAUGGUUUUGGUGUUAGUGGGGGUGGAGGUGGUGGUGGUGGUGGUACUGCUGGAGACAUUGAUCUCAGGGGAACGAAAUUUCAAAGUCAGGUAAUUUACAACCAACAAAAAUUACAUCAUUCGCAUUUUAUAUGCCAACAUCACCAACAUCGUCGACUGUACAUUGCACAUAUAGAUCGAGAGCGAAAGUACAAAGUACACACACAUCACGCAAACCAUCUUUUAAAUACACCUCCUCUUUACAAGAUCAAGACCUUUGAUAGGCCAAGUAGUACUGAUUACUCGCUGAUUGGAAACCACAACGCCAUUAUCGACCUUGACCUCGAUUUCGACAUUGACAUCGAUUUAAUAACCAACAACAAGGAUAAAAAUCACCGCAAGUAUCACAACGGCAACAUCGUUCUUCCCGCCACAACAUCCACCAACACUACAGUUUUGCCAUCGCAAAUGGCAAACACCAUGCGUAAGAACGUGUUCCAGCAUACAAAAACACCUACGCCUUCUGCAUACGAAGUACCUUCGUCGCCCAAUAUCCAUAAUGCAUUGCAUCUAAGCACAACCAACCAAAAUCAUUCUGAUCUGUCUGAUCUGUGUCCGCCCGAUUCACGACCAGAAAUUUUAUCUUCAACUAAUCCAUCUACCUUACAAACACCACAAAGGCAACAAAUGUCGUCGCAACAACAGCAACAACAACAGCAGCAACGACCAUAUUCCUCGCAAACUCAACAACAACAACAACAGCAACAGCAGCAGCAGCAACAACAACAGCAAUCACAAGAUCAGCCAUCACUACAACAAAGAACUAUGUCGGAUGAGGAACAACAACUAGCCACCAAACUUAAAGAGACAUACAAGAAUAUCGUCAACUAUGAGGAAGUAGUACAGAAAAAUUGCAUAGAAAUUACAAUUAAAAUUAACCAGAUUACAACAAACCCAAAUCCUAGUUUGGUAUAUGGAUCGCAAGUUGUUAAUCAAAACAUUGCCAACUCGCUUACAUCAAACUCUUCACUCGCAUCAAACUCUACUAGAACAUCAGAAUUGCUGAAUGAUUUAUGGACAGUGUACCAUCACAAUGUUGCCUUGUUGGAUAACUAUUACGACUUUCUUAUCACCUCACUCAAGCCAUCCUCUAAUCAAACACAAUUUAAAACAGGAAAGAAUAUUGUUGAACUAUACAAGAUCCCAAGGAGAAUGUGGGUGUACGGAAUAGUUGGGUUUCUUGAAGUUUUGAAAAACAUUAUGGGGAUUUUCCAAGACCAUGAGAUUUGCUCAUGCUUUAUAUCACACUGUUUCAACAUUAUAUCGAACCUCACGGAUCCGAUUUUGGAGAUGGAAGGAUGGUGGGCAGAAAAGUUGGGUGACUUGUCUCGAAUGGCAAUUGCCUUGUACUCGACAAAGUCGAUUGAUUGGAAGAUUAGUGCCGAAUACUGGUAUUCGGUAUCAAUGAGGACUCUUUACGGACAUGGGAAGAUAUACUACCACAUGUGUACUGUUCAGCAAGAUAAUUUAGAUGCGCUUGUGAACAUUAGUAAAUCUGUUGCGUGUCGAGACCCAUUUGUACCCACCCAGCACUACUUGCGAUUGGUUGUUGAAAACAUUUGCACCCAAAGGAACAUUCUAUCAUUAUUAGAGUUACCAAUUAUAGAUUUCAUCAAGAUUCAUAAGGUCUUACUUAGUAUAUACAAUGGACGCAAUAGUGAAGGCACGUCAGUUGAGAAUAUUCACGACUCUCAACUACAAUAUGGCAUUGACUUGGUCACGAGGUACGGCUUAACAUUUGGUUCUGACUCUAAUGGAUACAAUUUUUUCACAAGAGAAAUGUACUCUGCUUCUGGUGCUAAUAUUAAUGUCGGUGCUACUCUGGGUGGAAUAGACCCGCAUAAUCCAUAUUAUCAGAAAUUACCACAGCAUCUUGCACACACAACGUCCUUGGGUGUAGGAGGUGUUGGCAGUAGUGGUGUUGGAGGUAUAGGAGGUGCUGGAGGUUUAGGAGGGAUUGGAGCACCACCUGCAAUGAUGGCACCCAGUGCUUCCAAUACAUUGGAAAAGAUGAACUUUUGGUUCAACAAGGGUUCAUUGUUUGCAUUAUCCAACAUCAAUCAUCUCAUUGGGUUUGGUGAUGCAAAGAAUCCAUUUGCCAAAUUGUUUGAAUUGCCAGAGGCACUUAAGGAAAGAAAAGAUAAGAAAGAUCGGAAACGCAAAACCAGAAGCGUUUCCCAAUCAGAAGAAGCAAUGCUAUCCAAUCUUGGCUCUACUAGUGGCAUUGAUGGACAAUCAAUCACUGCUUCCCAGUUGCAUAUUCACGAUUGGUUCCAUAGUUUGCAAUACAUCAACAAGUCAGUUUUGGAGUUAUCGAUGAGGAUUUUGAAUCAUUAUUUGGUUGGGCCUAAGCAAGCAUCAACAAGCCACGUUAUUGUAUGGCUUUACUUUCUAAUCAGUUUGGGUGAGGCAACUAAGAAAUAUACAAUUGCCCAGCCAAUGAUUCAAUGGUUAUUGAAGACAUUGUUUCCUUGGGAAUCACUCAUCAAUUAUUUAAACUCAUUACUUGCAUUUAUCAAGAAUAGCCCCAAGCUAUGCGCGUUGUACACGCACUACCUUCAGUUGCCGUAUGUAUCAUGGUUUUGCGAAAAUGAGUUUUUGCCUGAAGUUUGGAAGUGUUGGGGUACUUUGUGGUUUGACUUUAUCAACGUUAAAAGCGAUUAUACAGAUUUAGAAGAGGCGGGAUUGAAAAACAAUAAUAUAUUUGAUUAUCCUAUAUGUGGAACUUACCCAGUGGUGAAUAUGCCUUCGGAUAAUUAUAAUGAAAAGUCAAAAAAUAAGCUUGAAACUGAUAAUGAUGAGAGGAUUGUACGUAUCACUCUUUUGGCGAGAACUAUUGCUGAUGAUUAUGGUUUUGGCUUAGUGCGUGCCAAUAGUGAGUUUAAGUUUGACGAGCAAGUUUACAUGAAGCCACUGAAUGACUCUUUUGCUGAUAGUUUUGUUACUGAUGUGAGGUUUACGCAGAAUGGGUUUAUGCAACCAAUUUCAGCGGAGAAUUUAACAAUGUAUGCAAACAAUACUUUGACUUCGCUUCAAAAAGAUGAAUUGUGGUUUGGUGGAUUGGAUAGUCAUUUAUAUGAAGAUGAGAAUUUGGAGCUUGAAGACGACAUUAUCGAGGACGGUCUUGAGGGGGUAGAGGAUGAUGAAAUCAUUCCUUAUGAGGAUGAAUAUGGUAAUAUCUCAUCACUGAACCAACAGCCUUUCCAACCUCAGCUGCUGUACCAUAACCAUCAGAGUCAAAAUCAAAAUCAGAGUCAGAGUCAAAGUCAAAGUCAAAGUCAGAGCCAGAGUCAGAAUCACACUAAUCAGGGUCCUCACCACCACCGUGGCAGCAGUGCAAUUGGUGUGGCGGUGAAUGAUUUCUACAAUGAUAGCUUCAUUGGUACGCCAACAGAUCCACUUGGUAAUCUUAACAAUGAUGAGAUUGAAGGCAAUUUCGGUGACAAGAUUGAUAGCAAUAUUACAUAUAUAACGCUUGACACUAAUAUUUGGUUGAAGCAUUGUGGAAGAAUAUUCAAGUGUGUUCGAAAUGGAGUGAUCAAGAUUACGAUUCCAUUAAUUGUGUUUCAAGAAUUACGUGCAUUGAGAAAAUCUGCUGAGGCGACGAUUGCCGAUGCAGCCACGAGAUCUGUUAUCAUUAUUCGUGAACUUUAUUUGACAAGAGAGAUUGUUCCUUUGCGAUUUGACGGGACGGUGGCGCUGGACAUUAAUGAAACUAUUGAGUUUGAGAACAACUCCAACUGGAGGACAAAUGUUGACGAAACGAUUUUGCAUGCGGUAAAUGAGUAUGAUGACUUGGGAAAAAGAACCAUGAAAGGUCUUAAUUUGAAACUUUCGCCAUUCACUCGAAAAACAAUUGGUUCGCAUGCAAACACAAGUGCAAACUCGAGCAGGUCGUUUGCACAGUACAUUGGGGGUGAGCCAUAUAGUAUACACGAUGGUUAUAAUAACUAUCUGCACUCGAGCUUCAAAAGCGAAAGUAACAAUCAAUUUAAUGAACCGCCAGUACUUAACUCGCGCAUGGCAAAAUUAUUCAAGUAUUGUAUAUUGGUUACUGAUGACCGAAAUAUGAGGUUGAGAGCAAAGACUAUUGGAUUGACAUCAUUUCAGAGUAAAUGGUUGUUUAGUCAAUUGGAAACGGUGUUUUCGGAUAGAUGUAUAGAUUGA
This is a messenger RNA of Lodderomyces elongisporus, 4374 nucleotides long. RefSeq lists its product as uncharacterized. Gene Ontology annotation, cellular component: telomerase holoenzyme complex. Bases 1 to 4374 code for a protein of 1457 amino acids. NCBI's taxonomy places the organism in Eukaryota, Fungi, Ascomycota, Pichiomycetes, Serinales, Debaryomycetaceae. The transcript has a single exon. The record is from RefSeq and is a predicted model, not a curated record. Gene Ontology annotation, biological process: nuclear-transcribed mRNA catabolic process, nonsense-mediated decay. Gene Ontology annotation, molecular function: telomerase RNA binding; protein binding; telomeric repeat DNA binding.